AUGUCAGGCGCACGGCAUUGGGAGCAAGACAAGGAGGCCACUGUCUACGUCGGAAACCUCGAUGAACGAGUUUCAGACAGUCUGGUGUGGGAACUGAUGUUGCAAGUUGGGCGCAUCGUCAAUGUCCACUUGCCCAAAGACCGAGUUACACAAUUGCACCAGGGAUAUGGGUUUGUGGAAUUCAUCAGCGAAGAAGACGCCGAUUAUGCGUCGAAGAUCAUGAAUGGAAUUCGCCUGCACGGCAAACCCAUUCGUGUGAACAAGGCGUCGGCCGAUAAGCAGAAGACGGUGGAAAUCGGCGCAGAACUUUUCGUCGGUAAUCUGGAUCCGAUGGUCACCGAACAGAUUCUAUAUGAUACGUUCAGCCGAUUCGGUAAUCUGCUUAAUCUACCCAAAAUUGCUCGCGACGACAACAAUCUCUCCAAAGGCUAUGGCUUCGUUUCUUUCGCCGAUUUCGAGUCUUCAGAUUCAGCCAUUUCCAACAUGAACGGACAGUACCUUAUGAAUAAGCAGGUUUCUGUGCAGUAUGCAUACAAGAAAGAUGGCAAAGGCGAGAGACACGGUGAUGAGGCAGAGCGAAUGCUGGCAUCACAGGCCCGAAAGCACAACGUUGCCCCCACGACCCAGCAGCUUCCACCUCAAGUGCCUCGGCCAGGCCCGGGCGUGGGUAUUGCAGCACCUCCGCCUGUCAUGGCCAAUGGCGAUGGCUCUCGGUCUAUGGGACACAUGCCACCGCAGACACCAGACUUUGGCAUGCCCAUGCCCUAUCAAAACCUCCCUCCUCACCGACCUGUUCCACCUCCCGCACCCUCGCUCAACACCCCGCCCCCUGGACUUCCAGCACGCCCGCCACCGUCGCAAGGUGGGUAUGGUGGCCCGCAGUCUUUCAUACCUCCUGGGUAUGGGCCUCCUGGAUUUGGCCCCCCCCGGAGGUACUCCUCAGUUACCGCCAGGCUUUCAGCCAGGACCUUUGAUCUUACAAAACGGGCAUGA
This is a messenger RNA of Penicillium brevicompactum, 993 nucleotides long. Its product is annotated as U2 snRNP complex subunit HSH49. The coding region runs from base 1 to 993 and encodes 330 amino acids. The transcript has 4 exons. Gene Ontology annotation, biological process: positive regulation of mRNA splicing, via spliceosome. Gene Ontology annotation, cellular component: nucleolus; U12-type spliceosomal complex. Gene Ontology annotation, molecular function: RNA binding. Lineage: Eukaryota; Fungi; Ascomycota; Eurotiomycetes; Eurotiales; Aspergillaceae. The record is from RefSeq and is a predicted model, not a curated record.